Molecule: messenger RNA, 3470 nt
Organism: Conger conger (European conger)
Lineage: Eukaryota; Metazoa; Chordata; Actinopteri; Anguilliformes; Congridae
Gene: foxj1b
Product: forkhead box J1b
Exons: 3
Coding region: 309-1703 (464 amino acids)
Biological process (GO): regulation of DNA-templated transcription
Molecular function (GO): DNA-binding transcription factor activity; sequence-specific DNA binding
Source: RefSeq, a predicted model, not a curated record
CGUUCGCAUUUAAGUCCUUUACUACAAGCCCAUUUGCAAUGGAUUUGUUUUAGACUACACAGAAGUGGACACUAUUUAUUUUUAUUUUCGGGGGAAAUCGGACCUGAAUCAAUCUCAUGUUGCAUCGCACUGUUUCCUGACGUUUGAACGUACUUUUUUGAGACCUCCCCCAUACACUUGUUGCUGUUGAGGACCGCAUCUCCGGCGCAGCUCUGAAACAAGGGAACGUCCAGGGACUCCGCUGCUGCAACAGGUAGUAGCCUAGCCUACAAGAGACGUUAUCGAACAUUAUUAGCGAUUUGCCAAUAAUGCCCGUACUAACGUGUCCUGAGAUCGCCACCAAGUUUAAGGAGAAGUGGAUGAUGCUCCAUCCUGAAGACCAGGACAACAUCAACGGCUCAAUGAAUCUGGAUGAUAGCCUAACCAGCCUCCAGUGGCUUCAGGACUUUUCCAUCCUUAGCGCUAACCUCGAAAGACCUCCCAGCUCCGGUUACCUCCCGCAGCACUUUUAUCACAAACAUUUGCACCCACGAGGCACCGACUCGCCUGCUAGCCCGCCCGCAGGGGACACGGCGGCUACAGGUAUGCCACAGUGCCUCGGAAACCCCAUUACUUCCAGUAGCACCUCUGUCAACGCAGGUGGUACCAGCUACCUGCACCCGCAAGCGGUAAACUACGUGCACCACCGGCAGAUCGCAGUGCCUAGUCAUCCGCCUGAGGAGAUUGACUAUAAAACGAACCAUCAUGUGAAACCGCCGUAUUCUUACGCAACGCUUAUCUGUAUGGCCAUGCAAGCCAGCAAGCAAACCAAGAUCACCCUCUCCGCCAUCUAUAACUGGAUCACAGAGAACUUCUGUUACUACAGGCACGCAGAGCCCAGUUGGCAGAACUCGAUCCGCCACAACCUGUCUCUCAACAAGUGCUUCAUGAAGGUUCCCAGGCAGAAGGAUGAACCAGGCAAAGGAGGCUUCUGGCAGAUCGAUCCCCAGUAUGCUGACAUGUUUGUCAACGGCGUCUUCAAGCGCAGGCGAAUGCCAGCUACUCACUUCAAUACCCAGAGGCAGAGCAAGAUGUCCCCCAUCCCUGAAUCAUCCCACAGUUCUACUGCCCAGGGGUACCAAAAUGGCCUCCAGCAGGGAACAGGGCACUUCCAGACUCCCAUGGGGCCUCACCAGAGGGCAGGGCUGAGCAACAAGCGCAAGCAGCCCACGCCCAAGCGCAGCGCUAAGUUAGCGAGGGGCUCUAAGUCGCCGCUGUUAGCCGCUGAGGUGAAGACCGAGACCGAGGCGCUGAAGGGAGAUUUCGACUGGGCGUCGGUGUUCGACGAUGUUUUCAACGGCAGCGGCAGCAACUUUGAGGACCUGGACAUCAACGCGGCGCUGAGCUCGCUGGGCUGCGAGCUGGACAUGUCCCUGCAGGGCCGCCACCCGGGGGUGGGGAAGUGGUGCAGCGGUGGGGCUGAGCAGGCCUGCAGCUACAUGGAGAUGGGCGCUUCCAUGGGAGACCCCCAGCUGCAGCAGCCGCUGGCACACCCGCAGCACUUUGAGGAGCUGGCCAUGUUCUCCGAGCAGCAGCGGCACCCCUGGGAGGAGCUGAAGGAGGAGGCCCAGGCCAUCCCUAUCACCAUGGACCACGGCUUCAGCUUCUGUGAAGGCUUCUUCGCUGAGAUGCAGCCUUGGGAGAGGGUAGAGUCUUACCUGUGACCCCCCUCCCCGCUCUCUCUCUCUACCCUGCCCCUUCCCUGCUGCAGAACCCUGAAAACAUGCACUCCCUCUGCUGGUUGGAAGACCCUCAGACUUCUGUUUUGCUACAUUAGCAUCAUAAAUUUUUACGACAAAUGGAACAUUUUGUUUCUUCUUUUUUUUGGUUUGUUGCAUUUACACAGAAUCCAUUUUUAUAUGUUGUUGAUUGUCCUUUGUUUUGGGCUAAAGGUAUGAAUGUAAUUGAAAAAAUUAUUCUUUUUAAUUAUUGUGUAUGGAACAAUUGUGAAUGGUUAGAUGUAGAGUAGUGUAUUGGUAUAUAUACUGUACAUUCACAUAUAUAUAAAAAGAUGUAUACAUUGGAGUCAUUUAUAAAUUAGUGGAUAGAUGCCACAUAUCAGUAGCCCAAAUUAUAUUGCAAAGUAGAAAAAUCAUUAGAGGAUUAAGGGAAACAAACAACAUGCCUUGCAGGUACUUAGUCUGUUUUUAAAAUGGAAUUCCCACGCACAUGCACUUUGAAAGACUACGGUUGUGUUUGUGGAGGGGGGGUGGGGGAGAUUCUCACCACCCUACAGCUUGCAUAGAAAUAGGGCCAAGUGAAUGGAAAACAUAGCAUCUUUUAGUGUAUUUACUUUGAGUUAUUCUCCUGUUAUUUGAAGAUGCAACAAAGUGGGAUCACUGAAGAUACCUGCAAUGCAAUAUACUGCAGAUACUGACUGUUAUAAAGCUCUCUUUCUUCAUGAUGAACAAUUCCAAAUGCUACUUUAACAUACUUGAACUUAAACACCAUCCAUCUCUACAUGUGAAUGAAUGAAUAUUGUUGAAGCAUCUUUAAAUGUUCUGGGCAGGGUCCGAUUCAGCAUCUGCCAAACGUGGUGGAGAGAGACCUAUCAUUGUGAGAGCCAUUUGAACAUGAUGCAAAGCUGUUUGCCCAUGAAACAGAACCACUUUUCCGUGUGCAUCUGCAUUUGUGCAUCUUUAUGGCAUCCUGGAUGAUGUAUAGUCUUUGUCAUUAUAAUGGUCGAAACUAUGUGGUAAUUGGUCCAUAGUCCUCUUAUCUUGGAUGGGUAAACAAUGGAAGCUUCAUCUGCUACCCUCAGUCAUUCAGAAAGUACUUCAUGUUUUAACUCACCAAUCAGCCAAACCAUAAACUGUGAAGACUAGCAAAUUAUCAGGCACCAUUCACUAGAUACUUUGGGAAAGUUAUGGAAGAAUUGUAUGGGAUUUUUUAAUGCAUCAAGAUUUUAUUGUGUAGGAAUGCAUUUAAUUGAUGCAGAGCCAACCAUCUUUAUCUGUAUACUGCUAUUGUUUCACCACAAAAUGAAAAUGUGGACAUGCUUCUGGGGUUCACUAACCAUCCCCGGGUGCCACAGGGUGAUUCCGUCUGGUUUGCCAUUGCAAUGCUUCCAUUUACAAAAUGAUUCAAUGAAAACUGAAAAGGUGUUGAGGACCACUGGAAUUCUAUUACUGGAAAACAGACUUUUCCCUGGAAUGUUGACCUUUGGAUCUCAUCAAUAAGACUUUCAACCAUCUCUCAGAAUAAUGGAAUUUAAAAAAAGAAAAAAGAGGACAUCUCAUUUUCAUUUAAUGUGGCGACAAAAGAAAACUGUAUGAAUGGAGAAAGUGAAAAAUAAAUCCAAUAAGUGUAUUACUCUGAGAAUAAGUUUCAUUGAGUCACUGUGAAGUAUGAAUUGAGUAAGUUUGGUGGCAGCCUGUGCAAUCGGUUUUUUAUGCACGUUCACAAGCUGUAUGAGAUGCCUCAAUGCAAUA